UGGAAGAGGAGGAGCAGGAGGAAGAGGAGGGACAAAGGCGGAUCAAGGCUGAGCAGACAGAACCACGCAGUUGAGCCCUGCCUGAAGUUGCAGCCCCCACCUGCGGGAUAAUCACCCCCCACAUUGCGCAGGAUUUCCCAUUGCCAACCCCCGGGAGGUUGCGAAGAAGAGGAAGAUGCCCCGGGACACUGAGGCAGAGCAGGAGCUGAGCAUGGAGAGCAGGGAGGACAAAUGCCUGCGGCAGAACCUGGUGCAAGAGGCCGUUUUGAGCGGCUCCACGGUGCAGGAAGCCAACGGGGAGGAAAAGCCCUGGAGAUGCCGCACGAGGAGGGGCUGCAAACGCAGCUGGCGGGGAUCUGAGGGGGAAAGAGCCAGCCAGGGCUGGGAAGGCAGCCGGAGAUGGAGCCAGAGCUCGGAGCUGGUGCUUCAUGAGCAGCUCCAUGAUGGGGAGAAGCCUCACACGUGCGUGGAGUGUGGGAGGAGCUUCAGCCUGAGGUCCAACCUGAUCAGGCACCAGAGGACCCACACUGGGAAGAGGCCCUACGAGUGUGGGGAGUGUGGGAAGAGCUUCAGCCUGAGCUCUCACCUGCUCCGCCACCAAAAGCUCCACACUGCGUAACGGCCCUACGAGUGUUCCAAGUGUGGGAAGGGGUUUCGAAUCAAGUCAGAUAUCCUCCACUACUAUCGGAUUCACAGAGAGGAGAGGCCCUUCCAGUGUCCCAACUGCGGGACGAGAUUCAAGCACAACUCCAUCCUCGUCACCCACCGGCACAUCCACACUGGCAAGAGGCCCUACAAGUGUCCCCAGUGUGGGAAGAGCUUGUCAAGCAGCUCUCACUUGACCCAACACCAACAAAGGCACCGGUAAAGGAAGCCCUGCGAGUGCCCUGAGUGCAGGAGGAGCUUCGUGCGCUGCUCCAGCUCCAUCCCCCACUGGAGGAGGCACUUUGGGCACAGCCCUAGUCACUCACAUUCCCUGUGAUCCAUGUUGGGAACACACCUGGCUGCUUGUCUAUUCAUUUGGCCUUAAUUUUUUUCUCUUCUCCAUCUCUCUGUACUCCAAAAGCCAAUAUGGAUACAUCUGUCACCUCAAAACCACACAAGUCCCACUGAAAGUAACUUUUAACCCAAUUUUUUUAACCCAAAAGGGCUCAAUCCUACCUUAAAUUGCUUGUUCCCUCCUCAAAAAUCUCAGUCCCAGGCCAAACUCACUCAAUUCCCCAUCUCACCAGGAUCAGAUGGAGUUGGGAGGAGAUUGGGAGAAGUGGGAUCCCAAUGUCAAGCAAUGGGAUGGGAAUUGUGUGGGGCUGGCUGAGUGGGAUGUAUAUGAUAGCAAAUAAAACUUUCAGAGUUAAUCAAUUGUGUCCCAUUAAUUUUCAGUCAGUUCUGUUUGCAGAGUGCCACCUUCUCAGCUGAUUCAAUUACUAUAAAAAUCCCAUUUUUAAAAUCAUCUAACCCAAACAAUCCAGAAACCAAUAUCCAAAUAAAACCACCCACACACAAU
Molecule: messenger RNA, 1504 nt
Organism: Melospiza melodia melodia
Lineage: Eukaryota; Metazoa; Chordata; Aves; Passeriformes; Passerellidae
Product: zinc finger protein 134-like
Exons: 3
Coding region: 176-619 (147 amino acids)
Biological process (GO): regulation of transcription by RNA polymerase II
Molecular function (GO): DNA-binding transcription factor activity, RNA polymerase II-specific; RNA polymerase II cis-regulatory region sequence-specific DNA binding
Source: RefSeq, a predicted model, not a curated record